This is a messenger RNA of Dipodomys ordii (Ord's kangaroo rat), 1827 nucleotides long. It is a transcript of the gene Ankrd54, whose product is annotated as ankyrin repeat domain 54. Gene Ontology annotation, cellular component: cytoplasm; nucleus. The record is from RefSeq and is a predicted model, not a curated record. Lineage: Eukaryota; Metazoa; Chordata; Mammalia; Rodentia; Heteromyidae. Bases 68 to 967 code for a protein of 299 amino acids. Gene Ontology annotation, molecular function: protein binding; protein kinase regulator activity. Gene Ontology annotation, biological process: regulation of protein kinase activity; regulation of intracellular signal transduction. The transcript has 8 exons.
GGGAAGUGGGUCUGUCGGUCGGUCGAGAACGAGGCUCGGACUGCCAGGCCAGCGCGGAGCCGUUGCCAUGGCAGCCGCCGCCGGGGGCGCGGGCGACGAGCCGCGCUCGGGCGGCUCGAGCUCGGAUGGCGAGUGCGCGGUGGCGCCGGAGCCGCUGGCAGAAGCCGAGGGCCUCUUCUCUUUCGCGGACUUGGGGUCCGCCCUGGUCGGUGGCGCAGGCCUUCCGGGCCGGGCGUCCGGGGGCUCCGAGUCCCCGCUGCGCUUCCUCCAUGUCCUGUGGCAGCAGAACGCGGAGCCGCGCGAUGAGCUGCGCUGCAAGAUCCCGGCCGGCCGGCUCCGGCGCGCCGCCAGGCCGCACCGCCGGCUUGGGCCCACGGGCAAGGAGGUGCACGCCCUAAAGAGACUGAGGGAUUCAGCCAAUGCCAAUGAUGUGGAAACAGUGCAGCAGCUGCUGGACGAUGGCACGGAUCCCUGUGCAGCUGAUGACAAGGGCCGCACUGCCCUCCACUUCGCUUCCUGCAAUGGCAAUGACCAGAUUGUACAGCUGCUUCUGGACCAUGGGGCUGACCCCAACCAGAGGGACGGUCUGGGCAACACACCACUGCACCUGGCGGCCUGCACCAACCACGUCCCUGUCAUCACCACGCUGCUCCGAGGAGGGGCCCGUGUAGAUGCCCUGGACAGAGCUGGCCGCACACCCCUGCACCUGGCCAAGUCGAAGCUGAACAUCCUGCAGGAGGGCCAUUCUCAGUGUCUGGAGGCUGUGCGGCUGGAGGUGAAGCAGAUCAUCCAUAUGCUGCGGGAGUACCUGGAGCGCCUGGGGCAGCACGAGCAGCGGGACAGGCUGGAUGACCUCUGCACCCGGCUCCAGAUGACCAGCACCAAAGAGCAGGUUGAUGAGGUGACUGACCUCCUGGCCAGCUUUACCUCCCUGAGUUUACAGAUGCAAAACAUGGAGAAGAGGUAGCAAGAGCCCCCCCACACACACACCUGCCACUGCCACAGCCACAGCCCUGCCCCCUCUGCUCUCUUCUACAAAGAAAAAGCCCAGGGGACUUUGGAACUCCACUUCUCCUCAUCCUCAAGACGCUGGGGACCGCCGAGUCACACUCUUCGCCACCUGAGCCGCUCCCAGUCAGUCUCCAUCAUCUCCGCAGAUCACCUUUGCUGCACGAGGCACCCUGCAGCCGCACUUCAGCUCUGGCUGACGUGCGCCACCGUCCUCAGGCCUCCCGCACCCUCAGCAGGCCCCGAAGCCUUCUUCCUGCUCCUUCCCAGCUAAGGGCUUGUUGCUGCCGGCUGGCUUCCGGCAUGUACUCUCAGGCCACCACAAGCUUCUUGGCUGGCCCUGGCCCUUUCUCCAGCACUGAGGUUUUAGCUCGUUGCCUGACUUCUGAGGAGACAUUGCAUCAGUUUCUCUGGUCAGAAGCAGGGAGGGUUGGUGAGGCCUAGGCCUUAAAUAAGGUUAGGGAGCAUCCCACUGACUCCAAAAGGAAACGUUCCCCAACCCUUCCCCUGACGGUCACUGAAACAGCAGGAGGGGUUUGGUUUGCUGCUAGUUGUCACAAGCUGAUUGUAGGCAUCUAGGGAUGCCUAGGUCCUCAUCCAGGAUCCUGUGGGCUGGACCCCACAUGGCCGGGGAGGCUUUGUGGCUACAACUAAGUCUUCACACACACAUGGUCUGGAAUUAUCAAGGUGGGCUGGAUGAGAUCGUAGAGGUCAGUAUUAAGGGAAACAAGCAGAUGUGCUAAUAUGAGCAAUAAGUUGGGAGGGUUCAGGCACCCAUGGCUCAAGGCUAUAAUGCUGGCUACUGAGGAGGCUAGGAUC